Messenger RNA from Lepus europaeus (European hare), 6333 nucleotides. It is a transcript of the gene TTPAL, whose product is annotated as alpha tocopherol transfer protein like. Gene Ontology annotation, molecular function: phosphatidylinositol bisphosphate binding. NCBI's taxonomy places the organism in Eukaryota, Metazoa, Chordata, Mammalia, Lagomorpha, Leporidae. The transcript is spliced from 5 exons. The coding region runs from base 1449 to 2462 and encodes 337 amino acids. Gene Ontology annotation, cellular component: membrane. The record is from RefSeq and is a predicted model, not a curated record.
CCCGCAGGGUCGCAGGACGCUGCAGGUGCAGGUGGUGAGGCCGGGGAGGGGCUGGAUGCGACCUCGCGCUGCCUCACCUGGUGUGCCCCGGCGCGGCGCGCCACCUGCACUCUGCCACGAGUAUUUCCCGAACACGGCCCUGUGCCAGGCACUGGGGCCGGCGGUGAACUUGGCAGGCAGGUGCUCUGCCCUCUGACAUCUCCAUGUCCUCAGCGAGAUGGGAACGGCACCAGUGUUCUCACCCGAAAUGAGAAAGCAGAGCGCUUGGUAGGCGGUAAAACAGUCCAUGUUUUACCUCUCGCUUCACGGUGCCAGGCUGCUGGGAGCUUCGUAAGGCCCAGAAUGACAUUGUUUGCUGCUGUGUCCCCAGCGGCCAUGAGCCCGUGCCUGACAGAUUUGGUUGGUGAUCAGUACCUAGUUUGAUCAGAGAAUGGGCGAUGACAGCGACACUGGACUGCCAUGUCUGAAAGAUAAAUGGGAACCCAGAGCUGUGGGAGUCUGGAGGGGCCCCCUGGAGCAGUCGGGGAAGGCUUCACCGAGCAAGUGCUGUUGCAGUUGGGUCCUGAUGAGAGUGAGUUGUCUGGUUGGGGGCAAACGAGGGGAGGAAAUCCGAGGCAGAGGUGACAAGUGCAUGAGGCUCUGGGGGAAUGGGGUCGUUGGCUUGUUUAGGCUGGCAGGGGAGAAGUGCGGGAUGAGGCCAGAGCAGCCUUGGAGGUGAGGGCCGUAGCUCGUGGCCUCGGCGCUCUGUCUCCCAGGUACACCCUGGCUUGGGAUUGCAAGCAUGUGUUGGUGAUGCGUAGCAGUAGAGCCUGGGGUUCUGUCCCUCACCCAGCAGACCUCUGCCAAGCAGUGUUUAUGGAAUGCAGACUGUGGGUCUAAGGCCACGUUAGGUGCUGCAUUUAAGGUGAUGAAUGGCAGACAUAGAUCCUGCCCGCAGAUCACCUGCGGUCAUGGCGUGGGCGAGUGCGGUGCCAGAGCGCCCCGUGGCUGACUGCGUCGAGUUUGCGUCACCUCGCACCUGGAUUAACUGGAUUAACGAGUGCCGUAGCCUCUAGGUGUGCUCUGCUCCUGUCCUCACCCCCCCCCUUCCAUUCUCAACACAGCGCAGUGAUCCUUCUAAAAUAGAAAUCACAGCAUGUCACUCUUCCCAAAACCCUUCAAAGUCCAGGUUCCUCCCAGCCUGCAAAGCCCUGGCCACUGGACCCCCGGGGUCUGAAUUCAUCGCUCGUGUUGCCCACCAUGCUCAUCGGGCUGGGCCACCCGGGCCGCCUUGCGGCUCCUCGGAAAGCCAGGCGCGCUCCUGCCCCCAGCUUUGCGCUUGUUCUUCCCCCAGCUGUGCAUGGCUGCUUCCUGGAUUCCAACUCUUGGCUCGAAUGUCGCCUAAGGGAAGCCCUUCGUGGCCACGCUGUUUAAAAUUGCAGCCCCUCUCUCAGGGACCCUGGUAGCGAAUGUCCGGAGGAAGCGACUCUCAGAGAACCAGCCCGUCCGCGGCCUCCCUCUCCGAGAAUGAGCUGCCUCCCGGCUACGUGUGCUCCUUGUCCGAAGAGCUGGUGGCCAAAGCCCGGGAAGAGCUGCAGGAGAAGCCGGAGUGGAGGCUGCGGGACGUGCAGGCCCUUCGGGACAUGGUGCGCAAGGAGCACCCGACCCUGAGCACCUCUCUGGACGACGCCUUCCUGCUGCGCUUCCUCCGAGCCCGCAAGUUCGAUUAUGACCGGGCCCUGCAGCUCCUGGUCAGCUACCACAGCUGCCGCAGAAGCUGGCCGGAAGUCUUCAGUAACCUGAGGCCGUCGGCCUUGAAGGAUGUCCUGGCUUCCGGCUUCCUCACCGUGCUGCCCCACACCGACCCCCGUGGCUGCCACGUCGUCUUAAUCCGCCCAGACAGGUGGAUCCCCAGCAACUAUCCGAUUACUGAGAACAUCCGCGCCAUAUACUUGACCUUAGAAAAGCUCAUUCAGUCUGAAGAAACCCAGGUGAAUGGAAUUGUGAUUCUCGCAGACUACAAAGGCGUGAGCUUAUCGAAAGCAUCUCAUUUUGGCCCUUUUAUAGCCAAAAAGGUGAUUGGCAUCCUCCAGGAUGGUUUCCCCAUUCGGAUAAAGGCAGUCCACGUCGUGAACGAACCGCGAAUAUUUAAAGGCAUUUUUGCCAUCAUCAAACCAUUUCUGAAGGAGAAAAUAGCAAACAGAUUCUUCCUCCACGGGUCUGACCUGAACUCUCUCCACACAAACCUCCCAAGGAGCAUUCUCCCCGGGGAGUACGGGGGCACGGCUGGAGAGCUGGACACUGCCACCUGGAACGCGCUGCUGCUGGCCUCGGAGGACGACUUUGUCAGAGAGUUCUGCCAGCCUGUCCCUGCCUGCGACAGCGUCGAGGGCCCGGCGCUGCUGCCCGAGGGGCUGGCUGCCGACGCGCAGUGCGACGACUCCGUGCGAGCUGGGAAGUCCCAGCUGUACGCCUGCUAUUAGCCAGCCCCCUGCGAGCGCCGCCAUCUGCCAGUCCUCUCCCUUUGCUCUGGAGACACACGAGGAGAACUGAAGGUGCCAAGGAUUCAGUCUCACUCUUUGUACUUAGACAGUGUUGGGGAACAGCCCGCAGAGCUUUGACAGCCCAUCACGGCUGAAACUUCGCUUACUUGAAUUUCUCCGUGUAAGACGUGGGACAUGUUCCCAGUGAUCUCCAGAUGUUUGGAAUCUUGGUUUGCAACUCUUAAUCUGCAAGCCGUGUCUGGUUCCAUGCCCCUCUGAAGCGAGACAGAUCAGGGCCUGAGGCACUGUGAGCCCAUUUUGCAGGAGAAAACCACCCACCUGGCCAAUGUGGUCAGACCUGCACAAUGGCCAGAUGGCAAGCUUUGGCUUUGGGACUUUGUGUCUUUCUCGUGGACCUCAACUAUUGCUCAUCAGGAAAUGAAUUCCGAGGUCCAGGCCCCAGUUGCUGUCACUGGGUUUGGAAGGGACCUUCGCCUAAUCAUGCAAGCUGCAGGACAUAAUCAGCACUUCCCCGUGAACUUGGGAAGCCAGAGACUGGAGCUCCUCUGGAGUUCAUUGGCUAACCCUAGUAAUAGAAACCUGGAUUUUCCCAAACCCAUAAACGUUUACCCCGGUUCUCAAAAGACUCAUUCAGGGUCCUAGAAGUACAUGUUUUUACUCCCACCUAAAGCACUGGGUUCCGAGUCUGUGUAGCUGGAAUUCUGGCCCAGGAAUCGGAGACCUGGGCCCCAGUGUGAAUGUAACACAUGGCCUUCUGUGGGCUCAGCUUUCUUGUGGGUAGAACAAGGCCCUGAUGAAAGGUACAGCCAGGGCUCUUCUGGCUGCUGAGGUUCUGGGAUUUGGUUUAGCUCCUGAAUGUUCAGUUUUUGUCUGGAAAGAUGACUGUCUGGAGACAAGCGAUUGGAUCCUGUUUGCCUGUGGAUUUCAGGAGGGAUUGCCACCAUUUGGCCCUGCCUUCAGGGAAAAUACUGUGUGUGUUCCCAGGACCCUGCUACCUACUGCCUUCAUAGAGUGCUGGUUCAGCUUUAAAAGGAUGACUUUCCUGAGGCCGGUGGAGGCCAGGAUCUCGCAUGGCCUUGUAAGCCUGGCUGCGGUGGGCACACAGUGCUUGAGAUUCUUAAGAUUUGGUGCCUGGAAGUGAACAGAGGGGCAGGUUCUGGCUGGCUCAUUUCCGGGCGCCAGCUCUCCCAGACUCGCGGGAGUUUCUCUCCAGGGUGGAAGGACCCCGCAUUUCGGCACUUUAGACCCUCGCUGUCAAGAUGCUGGCCUCAGCCCCAGCAUCAAUUAGGUGGUCCAUGAGAUGGCUUUUGACCUGUUGCCCUUCCCAUUCAUUCCAUGUGACCGUAGUGGGACAUGGCGGCCAGUGCUACACGUGUGUGUGUACAUUCUCUGUGCAUCUGUUAGACCAAAGGCUGGAGGAGACAGCUGUGGAGAGCAGGGCUCUCAAGUUCAAAGGCCAGCCUGUUGUUAACGAAGCCGUUCAUCUUUAGAGCACUUUUACAAAGGUCUGGAGAAGCUGCUGGUGGGAAUUAGUUUUUUUACCUCAUCAAUGCCAAUUCUAGGGAAAGUUCUUUUCACAACCACAGAUACUAACCCUGGAUCCUCUAGGGUCUGGGUUGAGCUACAAAUGCCAAAACACACACCUCUGGUUGCCUGUAUUUUCCCCCCAACGGGGAUGUGACCUGCAUGACUUAAGGCCCAAGGACGGCAAGGAUGGCUGAAGCUGAGGGUCCGGAACCCGACAACCUGGGCCCAAGAAAUGGUUAGAAGCUUUCUUAAGGCCCAUAGAGGGAAGAGAGGAGAAACAAAAAAACCCACAGAAACAGUGAGACGGAGAGAAGAAUGACUCGGUCAGCUCCACCAGUUCCUGAGGUUUAAGUUCGACCCCACAUUCCUGGCCAGUGGCCCUUGGCUGUGUGACCUCGCAUCGUGAUGGCCACGCUUUGCGGAGCAUCUCAGGCAGACAGUGUGUUGUCCGUUUCCCAGCGGAGAAGCUGUGUCUUGCGGCUUCUGCAGAGGAGUCCGCCGGGUUUGUCAGCCUCGCCGAGCUGCCUGCUUUGCUUUGCCUCCAAAGAGAGAGCCCUGAACCUCGGCAUCUCGGGAGGCUCGCGCCAAGCUGCAAACCAGGACAUCACCGGGUGCCCGUGGAGGCGGCCUCUGUGUGGCUUCAGCGGGGCGUUUGUGUGGUUGCCCCAGCAGGGUCAGGGGUGCACGGGAUUCUUAGUAGUGGGAAGCAAACCAGACAACGCUGAGAACUCGGAAGUGCUUUCCUUCAGGGCAAAGCUCCAGCCAGUUCACAAACCUGCAAAUUACCUCUCCCCCAAGUCCAGGGUAGCACAGCGUUGGGGAGGGAGGAGGGAGGAGACCGAGUUCAGCUCUACCUUGCUCUGUGCUCUGAAUGAGUGACUUCACACUCUUGAAGCAUGUACAAUAAAGGGAUCUGCACCCUGGGCUCUGCGCCCCCCGUCCUGACACUUCAUUGCUUUACUGCUUCAGGGACACUGUGCUCUGUGUUUACAGGUGCCUUCCCUCACCCCCCAGUUUGGUUGUUACUUAGGCAGUUUAGGUCUGGAUGAACUGACACCUAAAGCUUUCAGACUGGUCCAGAGGGUCAGGUCUCUGGGAGUUUGCCUCCCCCCUUCCCCCGUGUCCCACAGAGCAUUCUGGAAAGUUGUGUUUCUUCCUAGAAACCACAUCUGCUUCCAUGGGGAGGGGCUGGGCAGAACCUAUGGAAGGGCAACCCUGGCUCCACAUCUGGAGUUUCUCAGUCUUGUGAAGAUGGCUUAGAUACCCCCCACCUUGCUUUCACAAGGGAGCUCUUGUUCUAGGGUUGUCAGUGCGCAGGUUACGAGACACUGUUCCCGGUCAGGGCGCGAAGAGGUAUCGACUGGGUCUCUCCGCAUCCUUCUGGGUGGGCGGCAGCUUUAAACACCACCGAGCCUCACGUCCGUCGUGGGAACAUCUUGUCGUCGUGGGCAGCAGAGGCGUUAGUACGUGGUGACAUCCUUCUGAGACCCAUCUGAAAGUUUUCAGCUUUGAAAGCUGCUUUUUUUGAGGGAGUGCAAGGUCGGCUAAGCUCACGGUGUGCAUGUGGUCUUCCUGGGCCCAGGGGAGGGUGGAGAGUGCCCCCAGAAGCGUGCUGGCUGCUGGGGAAAGAACAGCUUCUGAGAAGGCCUCUCGGGACGGGGAUCUGUUCGUGUUGCCAAUCUGAAGGAAGGUCCUUCCAGCUGUCUGGCCUCUGAGAAGCCGUUUGCUUGACGUGCAGAUGAACGUGCGCUGGGCAGAUGUCCUCCUAACGGGAGCUGGCUUCGUGGGACGGCACAGACCCCGCUCCGCAGUGUCGGCGGCCGGUGUGCAUUCUGGCAGGUGCACCUGGGCUUCCUGGCAUGGCAGGUAGGGACCUGUCACAAGUGAGAUACUUGAACUUCCUCGGUGGCCAGGAACCUCUGAGGGCACUCUGACGGGGUGGGAGCUGCGCGAAUCUCCUGGCCAGCUGGGGGCACCAUUUUCCGCCUCUGGCCUCAUUCCUUGCUUCAAACUGAAAUUCAGUUUGGUUCUGAGCUUAGGGACGUGUGGUGGACUCAUCUACUUCAGUGUUUGUUUUGACCAAAGGUUUAUUUUUCUAGUGCAUUUUCUAAGUCAAAGUGGUGAAAAUAUAUGUCCAUUUUAGUAUGCAUGACUGGGUCUCAAACAAUAAAAACUGCUGUUAAGGUUGAAUGUGUGUGGAGUUCUUCUGUGACGAGGACAGUGUGUAUAGAAGUUCCGAGGUGCUCACCGGGAGGGCCACAGUGGCAGGCAGCAUGGCACGUGCCGUAUGUGGCAGGUUGCUUCCCCAGGUUGUGUGCAGUAC